Molecule: messenger RNA, 282 nt
Organism: Echinostoma caproni
Lineage: Eukaryota; Metazoa; Platyhelminthes; Trematoda; Plagiorchiida; Echinostomatidae
Source: the annotation of a GenBank genome assembly
GGGGAUUUUCGUGUUUCUAUAGCCGAUCCCGCGGAUCCGGAUUCCUCGGGCGAUUCAGACCGUGAGAAGCAUCGAGGCACUAAUCCGGCCAGGGUCAAACAGUCUCGGGAAGUUUUGCGCAUUUCCUUCGUACUACGAACGGCUUCCGAGAACAGAUGGAAUACGCGCCAUCUGGUUCUUGUUCGCGGAUUACCAGGCAGCGGAAAGACUACAUUAGCCAGGAGUUUGCAUUUGGCUGUGCACGGAAAACAGUUGCUCACUGCAAAACUGAAUUCGGAGUGA